CUACAAAUAAACAAAGCAAAAGUAGACUUAGCGUUUUUUUUACUUAUAAAUUUAUAAAUUAUUAUUUAGGACUUUGAAAAAUGUCUAGUUUUAAUUAUAACAAUUUUGUGCCUUACAAAGGCCAAAAUUACAUUAAAUUACGAGCUGCCGUUCUUCAAACUGGGAUGAAGUUUAGAGAUCCGGAGUUUCCCCCAACGGAUGCUUCCUUGUUCUCGUCUUCUAGAAAAAAUGCCGGAAUCGUAUGGAGAAGGGCGCAAGAAAUAAACUCAGAAGCACGUCUGUUUGUAGAUGGGAUAAGUAGUAGAGACAUAAUACAGGGUGAUCUUGGUAACUGCUGGCUUGUUGCUGCUUUCUGUGCAUUAGCAGUACAUAGAAACAACUGGUCCAAAGUGAUUCCAGAUUACAGAGAACAAGAUUUUGACAACAAUCAAACUGGAGUCUUCCAUUUUAGGUUUUGGAGGUUUGGUUAUUGGACAGAUGUCGUCAUUGAUGAUUUUCUACCCACUAGAAAAGGCCAACUUUUGUUCUGCCAUGCCCCUUCUAAAAAUGAGUUCUGGCCUGCUUUAGUUGAGAAAGCCUAUGCCAAACUUUAUGGAUCCUACGAAGCAUUGAAUGGGGGCGAGCUGGCAGAGGCCCUGGAAGAUUUCACCGGGGGCGUGACUGAAAGUUUUGACAUCAACGAAGAACAUUUGAGGACUAGUUUUGAGAGGAAAGCACAGUUCUAUGAGUUUCUCAAUAGUCUCAUGAAGAAUGAUGCUCUCAUUUGUGCUGCUGUACCUGCAUUGACAGAUGCAGAGAUGGAGAAACAGACACCUCUUGGUUUAGUAAAGGGCCAUGCAUACGCUGUUACGGUAAUACAAACGGUACACUUGAAAGGGUAUAACCUGGGCUAUCGUGACCCUCUACCCAUGGUCCGGAUGAGGAACCCUUGGGGGGGCAUUGAGUGGAUGGGGGCUUUUAGUGAUAGGUCUCCUGAGUGGACGAAAAUCAGUGAGGCGGACAAGAGCAAUAUGGGCCUGGUUUUUGCUGAUGAUGGAGAAUUCUGGAUGACGUUCGAUGAUUUCAUAAAGAACUUUGAGAACAUAGCCCUCUGUCACAACAUCAACACAGCACCUGUCCUCUCCAUGGCUAGUGGCUACUAUGAGUACGCUUUCCAUUCUGAGUGGGCCACCCCAGAUCGGACUGGAGGGUGUAUAAAUUUUAAGAAGACCUUUCUUAAUAAUCCUCAGUACGUGUUUGACAUCCCAAAUGGUGGAGAUGAGUUGAUGAUCCACCUCAUCCAGAAGUCAAACAGGAACCCCGGCGAUGAUCGACUCACCAUUGGGUUCACAAUCAUGCAGGUAGAGCUGAAUCGGAAGUUCAGGACUAAUAUAAUCCAGAAGAUCAUUGUCUCCUCAAUCUUUAGAAACAGUAGAAGUAUCUUUCUUAGAUACGCAUUCAACAGAGGCCGAUACAUCAUAAUCCCGUGCAUAUUUGAACCUGGACAAGUUGGUGGCUUCCUACUACGCAUAUACUCGACAUACAACAUCAACGCCAGGGAACUUAUCUAUGAUAGGCCCCAAGAGGGCCCCUUCAAUGUCUUGCCCUGGAAUGCAGCACCCAGAUUGGUCACUCAGGUAAAGGUUAUGAAGGCUAAUGGACUCUUGGCACCAUCAUCAACUGCAACAGAAAUUAACCCGUACUGCGUCAUCAAAUGCGGAAGUAAGAAAGUCAUCAGCAGUACUAAGAACAAAACUUCCAACCCCAUAUGGAAUACCGCCGCUCUUUUCUACAGAAAGCAUGCAGCCAAAGAUCCUAUAUAUAUUGAGGUCUGGAACAAGAACCCAUUCUUUGACAUUCUACUCGGUCGACAAGUGUACAUAGCAGCCGAGGAAAUGAAGAACGAAGUCGUUGAACUUCCACUCAUUAUCAAAAAUAAGGAUGGCUCUGAAGUCUCCAAUGGUUUGCUUGCUUUUACAUUUAUUAUUAUUGUUAUUAUUAUUCUUAUUUAUAAUAAUAAUAAUUAUUUUUUAUUAUUAUUAUCAUUCCAUAUUUUAUUGUUGUUAUAA
Molecule: messenger RNA, 2048 nt
Organism: Helobdella robusta
Lineage: Eukaryota; Metazoa; Annelida; Clitellata; Rhynchobdellida; Glossiphoniidae
Exons: 12
Coding region: 81-2048 (655 amino acids)
Biological process (GO): proteolysis
Cellular component (GO): cytoplasm
Molecular function (GO): calcium-dependent cysteine-type endopeptidase activity
Source: RefSeq, a predicted model, not a curated record